AUGGUUAGAAAACUCAAACAUCAUGAACAGAAAUUACUCAAGAAGGUUGAUUUCUUCGACUGGAAGCAGGAUCAAGGCCAUCGUGAUGGUGAGGUGAUGCGCCGGUACCAUGUGCAAGACCGUGAGGAUUAUCAUAAAUAUAACAAGAUCUGCGGGGAGAUACGGAAACUUGCCCGACAAUUGUCGCUAUUGGCUCCCCAGGACCCCAUCAGAGUGAAGCACGAACAACUUCUCCUCGAAAAACUCUACACCAUGGGAAUCAUCAAUGGUAAAUCCAAGGUAUCCCAGCUCGAAAACAGCGUCACGGUGGCAGCUAUGUGUCGUAGAAGAAUUGGGGUGGUUAUGCAAAGAUUGAAGAUGGCAGAAACUAUUGCGGACGCCGUGAAGUUCAUUGAACAAGGACAUGUGAGAGUCGGUACCGACGUGAUCACCGACCCGGCAUUCUUGGUGACUAGAGACAUGGAAGAUUACUUGACAUGGUCCAAUGGCAGUAAGAUUAGACGGAAUAUUGCAAGUUUCAAGAAUAAGGUUGAUGAUUUCGAUUUGGACGAUUGA
Messenger RNA from Saccharomycopsis crataegensis, 555 nucleotides. RefSeq names its product snoRNA-binding rRNA-processing protein IMP3 (gene IMP3). Gene Ontology annotation, molecular function: rRNA binding; snoRNA binding; structural constituent of ribosome. Bases 1 to 555 code for a protein of 184 amino acids. Gene Ontology annotation, biological process: ribosomal small subunit biogenesis; rRNA processing. The transcript has a single exon. Lineage: Eukaryota; Fungi; Ascomycota; Saccharomycetes; Ascoideales; Saccharomycopsidaceae. Gene Ontology annotation, cellular component: small-subunit processome; Mpp10 complex; small ribosomal subunit. The record is from RefSeq and is a predicted model, not a curated record.